UAUUAACUAAACAACAUGAAAGCUUUCGCCCUCUUGGUCUUCGCUCUGGCUUUAGCCGCACCAGCCUUCGCUGAGGUCUUGGAUCGUUGCUCUUUGGCUCGUGAGAUGUCUCGUUUGGGUGUGCCUAGGGAUCAAUUGGCCCGUUGGGCUUGUAUUGCCGAACACGAGAGUUCCUACCGCACUGAUGUCGUCGGCCCAACCAACUACAAUGGCUCCAACGAUUACGGUCUUUUUCAGAUCAACGACUACUAUUGGUGCCAACCUGCCAGCGGACGCUUCUCUUACAAUCAGUGUCACAUCGACUGCAAUGGAUUGUUGACCGACAACAUCGAACCCAUAGUACGUUGUGCCCAAGAGGUGCUGCGCAUGCAAGGAUGGUCUGCCUGGUCAACCUGGCGCUACUGCGACGGCUAUGUGCCAAGCAUUGAUGAUUGCUUCUAAGUUGGCAAUCGAUAUGAUUUUGUAAUUUGUGCGUAAAAUAAGAAAUAAAGUGUUGAG
This is a messenger RNA of Bactrocera tryoni, 498 nucleotides long. Its product is annotated as lysozyme B-like. Bases 16 to 441 code for a protein of 141 amino acids. Gene Ontology annotation, molecular function: lysozyme activity. The record is from RefSeq and is a predicted model, not a curated record. The transcript has a single exon. Lineage: Eukaryota; Metazoa; Arthropoda; Insecta; Diptera; Tephritidae.